Messenger RNA from Oenanthe melanoleuca, 1173 nucleotides. RefSeq lists its product as uncharacterized. The transcript is spliced from 13 exons. Bases 466 to 1173 code for a protein of 235 amino acids. NCBI's taxonomy places the organism in Eukaryota, Metazoa, Chordata, Aves, Passeriformes, Muscicapidae. The record is from RefSeq and is a predicted model, not a curated record.
GUUGCGGCAGCAGCGGCGGCAGUGGUGCUGACAUUGGGACAGCGGUGGCAGCACAGCGGUGGCAGCAAGAGCUGCGGGACUGGCAGAGGGCAAGGCACCAUGGCCCUUGCUCUGCGCCUCUCCUCCUGCUCCUCCUGGCAGUGGCCCUGCCUGCCAGGGCUGCCCAGGCAGCUCCGUGGCCAGCGCGGGGAGCAGGUCUACCAAGAGCCCAGAGACAAGACAUAGGAGAGAAGAAAUCCCUAGAGGCAGGCAAACUUUUGGACCAGAUGCUAAGUGAUCUGGAGAGACGCCAGUGGUGAGAUCCCUGGGAAGUCUUCUGGAGAAGGAUGGGUAAAAGAUAGUUUGGAACUAUUGGGUGCUUCUGCAGGUGUGUCUGCAGGGAGCACUAUCCCAUCUCCAGGCCUGGAUGCUGUGUACAAACCGAGCCCCCAUCACAGGGGUCCUCCAACAGGCAAGGCCCAAGACAUGGGAGACAAGAAAUCCCUGGAAGCCGACAGACUUCUGGACAAGAUGCUGAGCGACCUGGAGAGACGCCGUGAGAUGGAAGAAGAGGCUGUGCUGAAGGCUCUGUUUCCCAGAGGAAGCAGUGGUUCUGUUCCUGCCUCUGCUGCAGGAAGGGAGGCGAUGCCAGGCACAGUCACAGGAGGUCCACCAAGAGCCCAGAGACAAGACACAGGAGAAAACAAAUCCAGGGAGGCAGCCAAACUUUUGGACCAGAUGCUAAGUGAACAGGAGAGACGCCGUGGUGACAUUGCUGGGACGGCAUCUCAAGAAGGUUCAGUGGAAGAUGGUUUGGAACUCUUGGGUGCUUCUGCAGGUGUGUCUGCAGGGAGCACUUUCCCAUCUCCAGGGCUGGAUGCAGUGUACAAACUCAGCUCCCAUCAAAGGGGUCCUCCAACAGGCAAGGCCCAAGACAUGGGAGACAAGAAAUCCCUGGAAGCCGACAGACUUCUGGACAAGAUGCUGAGUGAUCUGGAGAGACGCCGUGUGAUGAAAGGAAAGACUGUGCUGAAGGCUCUGUUUCCCAGAGGAAGCAGUGGUUCUGUUCCAGCCUCUGCUGCAGGAAGGGAGGCGAUGCCAGGCACAGUCACAGGAGGUUGGGAUCACGACAUGAGUUAUUCAGAAAAGCUGAUGAAUGACCAUUUCAAGAUUCUAGAACUUGGUCGAGGGUGA